CUUUCUCAGUUUCAAUUAUUCGUUGGUAUGAAAAGGCAUUGGGAACCUCUGAUAAUGCUUCCUUCUCCUCUAAUACACAUUUCGAAAUUAUGUUCGUAGUUUAUAAAAUUGUCAAAUUCCGAUCGAAGAGAUAUACUGCUGAGCAGUAUUUACAGGAAUGGCGUGGCACGGCAUUUCCUCAUUAUUUCUACACAUUUCUUCACCAAUACAUCGGUUCUGUGACUGAUCCGCUCAUCCAAUCCCGCCCUAGACGUCUCUCCAGCAGCGCGUCAAAACCUGAUAAUCCACAGGAUCCCAAUGCAACACCUAAUGCUAUAGUAAACACAGAUGCUGAUGAUAGAAUUGAAAGAAUUUAUCAUGAAUUUGAUAAAAUUGCGUUUUUUUUGGGAUUUUAUGGUGACAAUACCACCGUAGAAACUGAUGUUGUUGUUAAUCACGGUCCCGGAGAUAAAAUCGGCGAGAGUUCUCGUGUUGCAGAAGUUCUACCAUCAAAUUCAGCGUCAGCGUUAACAGUUAAUCUCCACAUACCAAAUUAUGACCCCGCGUCUUUCGGCGGUGUUACUAAGAGAAAGAAAAAUUCCGAUGACGGGGCACUAAUAUUCCUCUCUUUAAUAUGUGCAAUUAUUCGUAACACUGCAUAUCCUUCGUCAAAACUUCAUGCCCUUGACAUGUUACUUGCGAUCGGUCAGCAUUUGGAUGAUGAAUGCAAGUUAGAUCGACUGGUUCCAUAUUUAGUGGCGCUUCUGGAUGAUGAUGUCGGUUUGGUCAGAGCCAACGCAGUUAAGACACUGGCUAAUUUGCUUUCUAUGGUAGAAAAUAUAACUCCAUCCAACGCCACCAUCUUUCCCGAGUAUAUAAUGCCAAAAUUGCGCAAAUUUACUUCCGAUCCAGAGAUCCUUGUACGAAUGACUUAUGCACAAUGUAUUUCUACCUUAGCAGAGACAGCCUUGAAAUUUCUUGAACUGACACAGCUUUUCAAAACAGAAGUUCUAAACUCAGCUGAGAACGAAGGGUCAUAUGAGACAUCUUAUGACUCGACCUUACAUGAACUUCAGUCUAUAAUACAAGAGCAAGUGAUAGCUCUUUUAAUUGAUCCCGAAGGAGCAGUUAAACGCGCUUUACUCUCAAACAUCACCAGUCUCUGUAUUUUCUUUGGUCGACAAAAAGCUAAUGACAUAUUGUUAAGUCAUAUGAUAACGUACUUGAAUGGUAGAGAUUGGAUGCUAAGAAGUGCCUUUUUCGAAAGUAUAAUUGGUGUUGGUACCUUUGUCGGAGGUCGGAGUUUAGAAGAAUAUAUAUUACCUUUAAUGAUUCAGUCGCUUUCUGAUUCGGAAGAAUUUGUUGUAGAAAGAGUUCUCAAUUCUUUGACGAGUCUUGCUGAACUAGGAUUAUUCCAAAAAAUGAAAUUAUGGGAGUUGGUCGCCAUCGUUGCGCCAUUGAUGUGCCAUCCCGGAGUGUGGAUUCGUUACGGUGCGAUUGCUUUUAUUUCAUCCACUGCAAAACUUUUGCCCGUAACAGAUGUGUGGUGUAUAGUAUAUCCAAUAAUAAGACCAUUUUUACAAGCCGAUAUCGCAGAAAUUACUGAAUAUCACCUUUUAGAGAACGUCAAAGAACCUAUCUCGAGACUUGUAUUCGAUGCAGUUGUAAAUUGGGCUUCGAAAUCAAACAAAACAUCAUUUUGGAAGUCAGCGAAAGAACGAAGAGCUAGUAAGACUGCAUCAAUGUCGAUAUACGGAAGUACUAGUGUUAUAAAUUUACUGUCGCGAAAAACUUCGUCACUUACCGUAAAUGUUGAGAGAAUUGUUAAGUCAGACGAGGAUGAGCUAUACUUAGACAGAAUAAGGAAUAUGGGAAUGACGAGGGAAGAUGAAGAGAAAAUUGCAUCAAUGAGAGACUACAUUUACAAUUUAUCUAUUUCGAAACUUGCUCGUCCCAGGUUCGAUGAUAGGGUUGAGGAUGGAACUGCACCGUUAAAAAGUCCAACGAUAACUCCUCACACUGUAUUCGUUAUGCCGACCAAUGCCGAUGGAAACACAAUCGGAGUUAAUGCCCCUCUACCGGAAAAGACAAAUAUUGUUGGAACACCUAGCAUAUAUCGUAUUUCGAGUGCAAAAAGUAGUAAGGCCUCAUUAGUUGAAUCAUCAGUUCCUCUUCGAGUCUCGAGCGAGAGUAAUCUUCAAAGUCUUCGAUCGGAAGAUCAUGCUCGCUUAAUAUCCACUAGUUUAAGAGAGGCAAGAAUUAACGCUGGCGCAAAGAAUUUAGGCAAAAUUUCGGAAACGACAAAUGGUGUUAGCUCACCAACACUUCAUAGAAAACAUUUUCCCGUUCCAAUAAUGAUUAAUCCUUCUAGCAAUAGUCCUCAGAAUUCCGUAACUUCAGCGGUGGCCACACCUUUUCGUGAAAGGCAUAUGUCGCUAGUCGGAAGAUCAGUGGAAAGCCCUAAAGCUGCUCCCGCCAUUAGUACUAGUACCACAACUGUUGUGGGCACUAUGGAAAUACCUACUCCAGUUGUCCGCACGGUGGGAAGGGUUGGAAAUGGUAGCGCGCUCCAUAACGGUAUUCCUCAAACUCCCGAAACUCCAAAAAGAAAUAACGCGUUUUUUUCUAAUACAUACGAGGGAAAUGAUCGUAAUGUUAAGAAUUUGUUGGAUAAUAUGUAUCUCAAAUCUUACCCGGAGCCAAUGCCAGAAUUUGGACAAAAGGUUGUAAAAGCAAUAGUACCUCGCCCCGGACGUAUUGCGAAAGGAGCAAGUGCCGUCAAAUCAAUUUCUAAUUGGAGGCCUGAAGGCACUUUGGUUGCUCAUAUGACCGAGCACAAAGCCGCCGUUAACCAGAUAUGUGUUUCACCGGAUCACAAUUUUUUUGCUACUUGUUCGGAUGACGGAACAGUCAAAAUAUGGGAUUGUUCUCGGUUCGUCAAAAACUUUAAUAGUCGUUCGAGAGUGACAUACGCCCAACAAGGUGGCAAGAUCAAGUGCAUGACUUUUAUUGAUGGUACACAUAGUAUCGCUGCUGCAUCCGAUAAUGGAAGCAUCCACGUGUUUAGAAUAGAUUAUUUGCCUGGUGCUAAUUCUCCAAAGUAUGGUACGGAAUCUAUCUUGCUUUAUACAACGUCCAAGGGAAACAUAUGUGGAUUGGAUUUGCGAUCAAUGGAAGUGCUAUGGACUUUUGAAAAUCCGAGGAGUCAUGGUGUCAUCACCGCGAUGGUGACUGACAAAAAGUACAGAUGGCUUCUGAUUGGCACGUCACGAGGAAUUUUCACUCUUUGGGACUUGAGAUUUGGGAUCCAAAUAAGAUCGUGGGUACAUCCCACAAAAAGUCGAAUUAGCAAACUCUUAUUACAUCCACAAGCUGGAUCUAGUCGACAAAGAUGGUGGGUGAUUAUUGCAGCGGGAAAAAAUGAAGUCUCAAUUUGGGACAUAGAAAAGGUUGAAUGUAAGGAAGUAUAUACAAUUCGGAAUGGAGACGAGAAAAUUGGUGGAACUUCUUUGGAUAUGUUCAAGGCGGUUGACCCACCGGGUCCGAGUGAUAUUUUGAGAAGCGCUUUUACUGCUCAUGAAAGUAGUUUUUCAUCGGACAAUUCAAUCCGUACGGCCAUUUUCCAACCCGGAUGUAACUACAUGAUUACCGCCGGCUCUGAUCGCAAAAUCAGGUUUUGGGAUAUCAAUCGCAUUGAAGAUUCAUAU
Acaulospora morrowiae is the source of this 3686-nucleotide messenger RNA. The record is from the annotation of a GenBank genome assembly. NCBI's taxonomy places the organism in Eukaryota, Fungi, Glomeromycota, Glomeromycetes, Diversisporales, Acaulosporaceae.